Molecule: messenger RNA, 2982 nt
Organism: Agrilus planipennis (emerald ash borer)
Lineage: Eukaryota; Metazoa; Arthropoda; Insecta; Coleoptera; Buprestidae
Exons: 5
Coding region: 151-804 (217 amino acids)
Biological process (GO): G protein-coupled receptor signaling pathway
Cellular component (GO): neuron projection
Source: RefSeq, a predicted model, not a curated record
AUUCGCAACUCGCGACGCACGUUGCCGAAUUCGGUGGUGGCAGUUGAUCAGUAGCGCUAUAUCGUAGUGCGCCGUGAGUCGAUCCCGAAGCUGCCAUGAAAUCAUAUUGCAUACGCCCUUUCGUCGGUGGGUUCUAUUUUACCUACCACAAUGUCAGCAACAUUGCAACAAAAUGAUCCAGAAUCAUUAACUGCGCUAAUAUUAGAACUAAAUGGGCAAGUUGCUUCUCUUCGAGAUUUACUAAUCCACAUAGGCCAAGACCGCGACUGCUCAGAAUUACGAGAAAAAAUUCGAAGACUAAGAAGAAACUGCGUAGAGGGUUGUAAAUUUAUAGCCCAGCUCAUUUUGCCGCAAUUGCGCAGCGCUGUCGCAGAAGGUAUCCCAGUGUAUAAUUCCCACCAUGUACUGUUAUUUUUCAUGUCUCAACUACUUCUUCGCGAACUCACCAAGUGCCAUAGACUUGUUCAAGUUGUACCUAUGGAUAUGUCAGGCUAUUAUGAAAAAUUUUUAGAAAACCGGGCUGGACCUUCUAAUUUGGGAAACGUCAUUAGUCAAAUUUUAUUAUGCAAGCAAAUUACUCCUGAUUUUAACCAAGAGGAACUGUGCAGUAUUGCAAAAGACUCCGAAGAAAUUGUUCAACUGCUAACUGAAAUGCAAGAAUUUCUUCCAAAACAGGAAACUAAUUUGGAACACCAAAUGGCGUUAACAGAGGACCUAAACAAGUGGACCAAAAAAAGUCGUGGAAGCUCUUUAUGUAAGAAUAUGCGAUUUUUAUGUUGCAUUCGAAGAACCAAUUACUUAUAAAAGUUAUUUGCUAAAUAUUUUACGAUUUCACACCAAAUUCUUUGUACAUAAAUACAUAUAUGUAUGUAUGUACUUGUUUCGUAUAAAACGUGCUCUGACGUAUGAGGGUACGAAAAAAUAUCGGUUUGUCAAAAAGUACCUAUCGAUGAGAAAAAUAGCAAAUAUUUGUACGUUUAGGUAUACAUUCUGAUUCUCAAUUGAAUACAAGAGGUAAAAAAAAACAAUGUACUCCAAUGGCAACUAAAUUUAUUACCCUCUCCUAUAUUGAUCGACAUUUGCGAUAAACCGAUAUUGAAUUGUAGACUGAAAUCGAUAUUAAUUAGAAUUCCAAUGUCGCCUACCCCCAGUAUAUGAAUUUAAUACGAAAAAAAAAAAACAAAUAAAUUCUAUAAACACCAAAUGCAAAAGUAUAUACACAUAUAUAUGUAUACAACAAUGACAAAAAUUCGUAGAGAAUUUCUUUUAGGGUUGUAACGGAUGUGCUUUAACGGUUGCGGAUGGGGAUGCGAAUUUAAAUUAGGUUAAGCUUGCGGAUGCGGAUGAGGGUGCGGAUAUUAGAUGCGGAUAUCCGUUAUAAUCCUAACUUCUUUCCUAUCGUUCGAUCAUGCAACUUAUUUUUAUUAGAUAUCUUUACAAACAUAUAAAAGGCAAGGCAAUGUGUAUUAAUAGUAGUGAUUAUAUCUAUAAUCUAUUAAUAUGUAAUAUAAUUAAUGCAUUGACACCAACGUAGCACAAUGUGAUAUAAUAUUUAUCCACAAAGGAAUAUUUCUUUGUAUUGUUCGUAUAUAACAAGAAAAAAGGCGUAGUUGAUUAUACAUUAUUAUAUAAUUCUAAAAAGAAGUUAAAAAUAUAUAUUAUGCCAUUGAGAUAUUAAAAUCGCAAUUACAAUUUACUAUAUACAUUCCUACAUAGAUUUUAGAAUGAUUCCAAACCAACCUAAUUUUAAGUAGGUACUAGGCACAUUAUUUAAAUAGUUUUGCUUUUUCUCAAAAUUAAUGCGGUAAUAGCUGAAAGGGAUAUUUAUAUUACAUGUUAUAUACAAAUACAAACUUUUCUAUUUUCUUUAUCCUAGUUGAUAAUUAUAUUCGGUAGCACAUUAGAAAUUUAAUAGCAAUUUGCGAUACUAAUGUUGACUAUAACAGCUCAAUUAUUAGCGCGACAAAACAGUGCCCCAUGUUCCAAUUCGACAGAAUGCUAACUUUUAAUAAGUAGAUCAAAAAUGAAUAAAAUUGCAGUACAGGGUGUUUCAAUUCGAGUUGUAUUAUUCUUGUAACGCAUAGGAAAAAGAAAAAUAACUGAAAAUUCGGAGCGAUAUUUUGUAUAGAUGGUAGUAGAUAAUUUUGCAAAUAUGUAUUAACACACAUAAAUUUUAUAAAAAUUAUUUUUCCUAAAACGCACUAAGUUUUACAAUAAAUAUGUAUGCAGCAUAGCAAAACUCAAUCUUCCUAACAGCAAUUCAAUUUUUGAAACUUCGUACACUUAAAACUAUGCAAACGUAACAUCAUGAUUCCUUAUAAAAUACAAAAGUACUGCAAAGCAACAAUACUUUACUUCUAGUGCUUAUUUAAAUAAACAUUUGAAAAAGUGAAUAUACCGCUAGGCACUGUACUGUUAAUUAAAUAUGAGGUACAUAUACCCUGCACAAAUUUAUGAACAAACAACGUUUAAAAUUUGAUAUUUCAAUAACUUAAAAUAACGGUUUAUGUAGAUGGGCAUUAUUUUUGUGAUUAGGUACAAAUGUGCUACUAAAAUUUUCAUAAACUUGAUAUAAUUUAAAAUCGAAUUCAUUUUUUAUAAUUUUCUCCAUUAUUAUUUGUCUAAACAUAUGAUCUUUGUAUAUUUUUGAAAUCAGAAAAAAGAGGGAAAUGUAUAAGAUUUAAAAAAAAAAAAAUUCAAACACCCCCUGUAUAGCUGGGUAAUAACAGUUUAAAGAAAUGUCUAGUAGCACAUUUGAAAUCGCAAAAAAAAUUGCAUAAACCACAUAUCACUAUUUAAAAGGAGGGGUAUCAAAUUCCGAAAUUCACCCUGUAUUUGGCGCCUGUUUGUUUCUCAACUUGUGAAAGAAAAAUUGAUUAAAAUUAGGAACUUGUAUUAUUUAAACUAACUCAAUACUAUUGCUCAAAUACUUUCUUAUAUUUAUGUAUGUAUAAGUCCUAAUAAAAUUAUAAUCUAAUUACA